UGAACUUUGUCCCUGAAGGGAGGAUAGGAGGGGCCAUGCAUCUCAAACAGGUUUACGGCUGCCUGUGAGCAAGUUUGGAACCUAUCCAUUUUGCAUGUCAAAACUGGAAUCCACACCCUCCAUCUCCAGACUGUUGAUCAUGUUCAGACACCUCCUUGUCUUUGUUUCUUCCAGCCGGCUUACAUUAGCUCCUCCAAACACUGACAUGAGCUGAACACACAUAAAUCUAAGAGGGAUAUUCUGCGAGCACUCAAGAGGAUUUUCACAAAGUUUGCAAUCUGAAUGUCCAACUGAAACAGUCUGAAGCAAUGGAGUCUCCAGACUUUUCUCUGUUGUCGUCCUUGAGGGGAGAGUUCAAAUCAGACGAUUACAUCCAACCCCAUUACAAAGAGUCCUAUCGCCUGGCGAUUGAUUGCCUGGUGAACAACGGCAGAGAGAGCUACCAGGAGUUCCUAAAGGGAGAACGUAUCGGAUGCUUCCUCUCAGAGGGAGAACUUCUCUUCAUCACUCUAAAUGCAGAACAGCUCCCUCCUCAGACACAUGCAGAGGAAAUCAGUGAUGGUCCACCGGACAGCCAAUCAUCCUCAGGAACAUACUGGCCCAUGCACUCGGAUAUGGAUGCACCAGAUUUGGAUUUAGGUUGGCCAGAGGUCAUGCAUGAUACACUGCAGACAAAUAUAGAUCUGCUCUUUCACCCCCCAAGACCAAACAACCCCACCAUCAAAGAGGUAGUGCGGAAGAAUAUUCAGGAAGCAAGACAGGUUAUUGCUAUUGUGAUGGACAUGUUCACUGAUGUAGAUAUAUUCAAAGAAGUUGUUGAUGCCUCUAUACGAGGAGUCCCAGUCUACAUCCUUUUGGAUGAUUUCAGCUUGAAAAGUUUCCUAAUGAUGGCUGAAAAUCAGGAUGUAAAAAUUCAGCAACUGAGAAACAUGAGGGUGCGCACUGUGAAAGGUCAGAGUUACCUCUGCCGAUCAGGAGCUAAAUUUCAUGGGGCAAUGCAGCAGAAGUUUCUUUUGGUCGACUGCCACACGACAAUAUAUGGUUCAUACAGCUUCACUUGGUCAUUUGAGAAGAUCAAUCUGAGCAUGGUGCAGGUCAUCACAGGACACCUGGUGAAGUCCUAUGAUGAGGAGUUUCGAACACUCUACGCCCGGUCGAGUGUACCAGCUGAACUGUGCCCCCUGGAGGGUUUGUUCCAACACAACGGACCACAUGAACAACAGAUGCUGCCAAAAUUUCAUUCUGCACAAAGAAUUGAGCGCAGGGACCAGUUGAGGCAUACUCUUGACACAGUCUAUAGGAAGACCUGUGAGAAGAAAGUAGGUACAAGAAACUUUGAAGAGAGACUCUUUGAUGAGGAGCCUAAAGGGCUUGGACCCUUGAUUGAGAAUGGGAUUGGCGUUCAUAAGCAGAUGCACCAGCUUCAGUCUACGGAGGUGACAAACUUCCUGAAAAGGCACAGCUAUGCUGGGGAGAGGCAAGAUGGAUAUAUGCCGCCCAACAUAAGGCCCAGAGCGAGCAACUGGAAUAUCUCUAGGGAAACAGGAAAUGUCACAAACAUCUACCCCAUGGACAAUUAUUUACAAGUUCCACUGAUAAACAGAGGUCCAAACAUACUUCAGUCUUACAAUUUAACUGACAAACAGGUUAUGUCCAUGCAGCAGAACAUGCCAACAACUGAGAAAACAUCCAAGUCCUUCAUGCGCACAUUGAGGAUUGAGUCUUAUCUCCAAAACCCUGACGUCCCAUUCAGAGACUCUCUUGACUAUUUAGACCAGUUUGAACCACUGGACAAAGCUAAUGCCUUCAUGCAGGCAAGAAUGAGGUCUUCCCUUGUUGUCAAGUCUACCAUACCAGAGCAAAUGGAGCCAGACAGAUUCCUAAACAGUUCCUCUGGUAUUAGCUCUACAGCAGCAUCAAACACACCUUUGCACUACUCAUCCAUGCAGUGGAAUCCAACUGCUGAAAAUAGAAUGAGCGAUGAAGAGUUCAUGUUAAAGAGAAAAAGUCUGCAGCUUUUGGAUGAUAAUUGGAAUAACACAAGCUAUGGUCCAGGGAGAAACCCUUACCAGUCUAUCUACACUAGCCUAGGCAGAACUAAAAGUGGGCACAUGAUCACAAACCCUGACAUCCUGACCGACAGUUGGCACAAAAGGCACAGUGUCGCAGACCCAAAGUCAAACAAUGAAUAUGCACAUGAAUCCUCAGGACACAUGUAUGAAGCUUUUGCAAGGAUGCAACUUAACAGAAGCACUGCAGGGAUCAAUGCACAGAAUGGAGGAUACGGGCCAAAUCUGAAUGAAGAUCAGAGGUCUGUCUCUCAAUAUGAUGCCAAUAGUAUCACAGGCACAAAGAGCACUAGUACUCACAUUGCUCAGGAGCCACCGUCCAGGACUGUAUCUGCAGCAGCCCUGCAUGCAAAUAGCACAGAUCUGACAAAUAAAUCCAAUCACGUGGGCACUCAAUAUUUUCUAAAGAGGAGUUCCAAGAAAAUAAAAUCUCUAUUGAAUGCACCGGAGAAAAAAGAGGAUUCAGUCAGAAUCAUGGAAACACCAAGCCUGAAGUCAAGUGGCAGUACAGACACCCUAACUCCUGAAGAUGAGGAGGGGAUAUCAGAUGGACAAAGAAACGUUCACCAAAGAGCAACCAACUCUGUCAAAUCCUCCUCACAACACCACAGGAGUCGGUCUGAUGAUGAAAAUUUAAAAUAUUCAAAACCUCGAUUCAGAGUUGAGGAGCACCGAAAUCCACUGCAGAGCUGUCUCCCCAAAACUACACAACAGAAGAAGCCCACUGUUCUUGACAGGAGCGCAAGUCUUGGCCUUGACAAAGGAAGCUGCAGCAAAGAUCGAGGUGACGAGAACCGCCUUUACAGCGGGGUUGAACCUCUUUGCUCAUUUGAAAAGAAACACUCUAUGAGCUCUGUGCACAGCUCUAGGGAGAAAAGCCUUCCAAGAGGUGAGGCAGCUAUUGAACACAACCUCACUCGGUCUGCGAGAACUCACCAUGAAAAUAAGCUGGGAAGAUUCUUUCAAAGAGUGGGAAAUCUUAUACACAAGAACAAGUAGUGACAUCUGUGGUAGCAUAAAGCAUAAGCUACACAUGUCACUUAUUACUAAUGCACAUUUGACUUUGACAUUUGUCUUUUGACGGUCUUUAUUUCUCUAUCUACUUUGAAAAAGGUUUUAGUUGUUUACUUUGUGACCUUAUUUUAUUGUAUACAGAUGCACUGGUGAAUGCCAUUAAAUGAAAAAUAUGUUUUGCAUGAAGACAUGGAGAAAACUUUCAUAUAAUAGAUUCCUGAAAUACCACUGCUGUUUUUAUGUUUGUCUUUCACUUGUGCCAAUCUGAAGCCAAAAAGUCAAACACUGGCCACAAGUACUGCAGAUGCAUAGAAGUUCAUGCAAUGGUCAAAAUGUCACAGAUGUACAUAACUUACUGCUGCAAGCCUGGUGUGUGUACAUGCCAGAGUGCUAUUGUUGCUUUAUUCAGCGAAUGUCUCAAUGUUGUUGGCAGGUUGAAGUGCUGCAAAACAUGCAUGUGAACCACCAAAUCAUAUAACACACACACGAUACAACACUUUCAUAACUUCUGUGUCACACAGAGGUUUCAUCAACGCUAUGUGCGUUGCAACAAUGUUGUAAAAUAGAUGUUUAAUUUUUGUAAUAAAUAUCUGGGCCCUUCUCAGUUUCACGAGAAA
This is a messenger RNA of Scatophagus argus, 3700 nucleotides long. It is a transcript of the gene sack1b, whose product is annotated as family with sequence similarity 83 member B. NCBI's taxonomy places the organism in Eukaryota, Metazoa, Chordata, Actinopteri, Scatophagidae. Gene Ontology annotation, cellular component: membrane; cytoplasm. The record is from RefSeq and is a predicted model, not a curated record. The transcript is spliced from 5 exons. Gene Ontology annotation, biological process: epidermal growth factor receptor signaling pathway. The coding region runs from base 309 to 3068 and encodes 919 amino acids.